UCCGCCCGACUCUAACAUGGCGGCGCCCUUUGUCUGCUCUGAAGUGCUGUCGCCGGCCUUCUCGCGGCCCUGAUGCACCUCCCUCUGCGGCCGGGUUCGGGACAUGGCAGGUAAUGAGCUGGAGGAAGGGAGCCAAGCUGGAGUUUCUGCAGACAAACUGUCAGAGAAGAAUAGCCCGGGUGAUUUGGAAGUCUGAGCACAGCCAGUACGUCCUGGAGCAGCUGAACCAGCAGCGGCAGCUGGGGCUUCUGUGUGACUGCACCUUCGUGGUGGAUGGUGUUGACUUUAAGGCCCACAAAGCAGUGCUGGCAGCCUGCAGCGAGUACUUCAAGAUGCUCUUCGUGGACCAGAAGGACGUGGUACACCUAGACAUCAGUAACGCGGCAGGCUUGGGUCAGGUUCUGGAGUUCAUGUACACAGCCAAGCUGAGCCUGAGCCCAGAAAAUGUGGAUGAUGUGCUGGCCGUGGCCAGCUUCCUCCAGAUGCAGGACAUCAUCACAGCCUGCCAUGCACUCAAGUCACUCACGGAGCCAGCCAGCAGCCCUGGGGAAAAUGCAGAGUCUUCAGCCAUGGAAGGAGCAGAUAAGAGAGCCAAAGAGGAGAAAGCCGCAGCCGCUGCACUGAGCAGGCUGGACCAAGCGAGGAGCAGUGUGCCCACAGGCCUAGGCAGGGAGCCCAAAGAGGAGCGGGGUGGCCAGGCCAAGAGUGCAGCCAGCGGUGCGGAGCAGACGGAGAAGGCUGAUGUCCCCCGGGGACCCCGUCCUGUGGAGCUCAAGCCGGGCCCCACGAGCAGCAUGGCGGCCGCAGAAGCUGAGGCCGCCUUGUCGGAGAGCUCCGAGCAAGAAAUGGAGGUGGAGCCGGCCAGCAAAGGGGAAGAGCGCGCGGAGGAGGGGCCUGCGCCCGGCGUGCAGCUGCAGGGAGCGCGGCCGCCGCUGGAGAACGGCGAGGGCGAGGGCCCGGAGGACACCGAGGGCUCGGCGGGCACGGACCCCUGCCGCCCUCGUCCCCGCAGCCCCCUGAAGCCCUACGGCUGCGAGGAGUGCGGCAAGAGCUACCGGCUCAUCAGCCUGCUGAACCUGCACAAGAAGCGGCACUCGGGCGAGGCCCGCUACCGCUGCGGCGACUGCGGCAAGCUCUUCACCACGUCCGGCAACCUCAAGCGCCACCAGCUGGUGCACAGCGGGGAGAAGCCGUACCAGUGCGACUACUGCGGCCGCUCCUUCUCCGAUCCCACGUCCAAGAUGCGCCACCUGGAAACGCACGACACGGACAAGGAGCACAAGUGCCCGCACUGCGACAAGAAGUUCAACCAGGUGGGGAACCUCAAGGCACACCUGAAGAUCCACAUCGCCGACGGGCCCCUCAAGUGCCGGGAGUGCGGGAAGCAGUUCACCACCUCAGGGAACCUCAAGCGGCACUUGCGGAUCCACAGCGGGGAGAAGCCGUAUGUGUGCAUCCACUGCCAGCGGCAGUUCGCAGACCCCGGCGCGCUGCAGCGGCAUGUCCGGAUCCACACUGGAGAGAAGCCGUGCCAGUGCGUCAUCUGUGGCAAAGCCUUCACCCAGGCCAGCUCUCUCAUUGCCCACGUGCGUCAGCACACAGGGGAGAAGCCCUACGUCUGCGAGCGCUGCGGCAAGAGAUUUGUCCAGUCCAGCCAGUUGGCCAAUCACAUCCGGCAUCAUGAUAACAUCCGCCCGCACAAAUGCAGCGUGUGCAGCAAGGCCUUUGUGAACGUGGGAGACCUGUCCAAGCACAUCAUCAUCCACACUGGAGAGAAGCCUUACCUCUGUGACAAGUGCGGCCGAGGGUUCAACCGCGUGGACAACCUGCGCUCCCAUGUGAAGACGGUGCACCAGGGCAAGGCGGGCAUCAAAAUCCUGGAGCCAGAAGAGGGUGGCGAGGUCAGCGUGGUCACUGUGGAUGACAUGGUCACGCUGGCCACGGAGGCACUGGCUGCAACCGCCGUCACUCAGCUCACAGUGGUGCCAGUGGGGGCCGCAGUGACGGCUGACGAGACGGAAGUACUUAAAGCGGAGAUCAGCAAGGCGGUGAAGCAAGUGCAGGAGGAAGACCCCAACACCCACAUCCUCUAUGCCUGUGACUCCUGUGGGGACAAAUUUCUGGAUGCCAACAGCCUGGCUCAGCAUGUUCGGAUCCACACGGCCCAGGCACUGGUCAUGUUCCAGACCGAUGCGGACUUCUACCAGCAGUACGGGCCAGGCAGCACCUGGCCGGCCGGGCAGGUGUUGCAGGCCGGGGACCUGGUCUUCCGCCCUCGGGAUGGGGCCGAGGGCCAGCCCGCACUGGCAGAGACCCCACCUGCAGCUUCUGAAUGCCCACCACCUGCUGAGUGAGCCGGUAGCCCUUCUCCUGAGUUUAUUUAAGGAUGGAUGGCCCCCUCAAACUGAGAUGGGUGCCCCGCCCCCCCUUCCCUAGAGAAUAAAUUUGAUUAUUUUCUAAUGCUGCUUUUAGGUCCCUGUGGGGGGUGGGAGGGUUGCCGGCCGGAGCCACAGAAGGGCUGCACCACCCUGGAGCCAACCUAGGGAAGCCCUGCUGUCUGUUCCUCCUGCAGAAUGGGACUGGGGCCCCGGGAUCCAAAUGUGGCCCAGGUUGGGGUGUGGGAAGAACCUAGUCCUAGUACCCCAAGCCUGUGCUCUCUUCAGCAGUGUUGUAACCUGCACCCCUCCCUGCUGCUGGCUGCCCCAAGAACCCAGCCUCAAGGUCUCAGUGGCUUUACCCUCUUUGGUCACUUCUGGGUUUAUGCCAGGCCCAACCCCAACACGCCACCCGGAGCAGUGCUUAGUGCUUUGUGCUUAGUUCACCAGCC
Molecule: messenger RNA, 2827 nt
Organism: Dipodomys ordii (Ord's kangaroo rat)
Lineage: Eukaryota; Metazoa; Chordata; Mammalia; Rodentia; Heteromyidae
Gene: Zbtb17
Product: zinc finger and BTB domain containing 17
Exons: 15
Coding region: 114-2354 (746 amino acids)
Molecular function (GO): protein binding
Source: RefSeq, a predicted model, not a curated record